AUGAGUAAAGAAUUGAGUAAUUGGUACAAGUAUGAUUCGUAUAAUUCUGGAGUCAUCCUAAUAGAUAUUCGAAAAUCAUUACAAUAUCCUUGGAAACAAAUAUUGGAAGAAACUAUCCAAGAUGUUGGAGUAACCCAACUUGCAGAUCAGGAUAUUUUCAAUGUAAUUGAUAGAAAAACAAGAGGAAAGUGGUUCCAUCGAAUAGAUUGUGGACUAAACUUGCAACAUGCUGGAUGGAAAGAGUGUUCUACAAGUUGUGUAAGAAUCAUUCAUUUCAAUGCCAUGCCAAAUAUUCAAAAUACCACCAAUCUUGCUUCCAUGCUGAACUAUGCCAGAAAAACCUAUCAGUCAAUUGGUUGUGAAACGACUAUUUUCCCACAUGAUAAUUUGUUUAAUUGGAUUGGUAAUUCAAACAUUAGCCUUAUCUGUAAAUAA
Naegleria gruberi is the source of this 435-nucleotide messenger RNA. RefSeq lists its product as uncharacterized. The transcript has a single exon. The record is from RefSeq and is a predicted model, not a curated record. Bases 1 to 435 code for a protein of 144 amino acids. NCBI's taxonomy places the organism in Eukaryota, Heterolobosea, Eutetramitea, Acrasida, Naegleriidae.